CUGCAGGCAUCAGUGAUCCACCUCUACUAGAUACGGAAGCCCGUUAGACGAAAGCUUCUUCGAUUCCGUCCAGAACCAAUUGAACCAUUCGGACGAUUGACAGUGUGUAAAAAAUCAAUUCCUGCGCUAUUUUAGUAGCUAAUGUCACAUUGGAGGGUUUUACAAUGGAGGGCGUUUGCUAGAGAAUGGCUCAUUUAUGACUCUUUCAUGCAGUGCCCUAUGCUCUCGGCCGAAAGAAUUGCGAAGUAUUUGACGGGAAAGAAUAUCCGAUACUAUGACCCUAGUGCCGACUUUGGGAGUCAUGUUGUUGUGAUCAAUUCUAGACACAUUGCUGCAAAAGAUAAUAGUCGGUAUUGGAAACGGUUCUUAUACACUACACAUACAAGGUUCCCUGUGAAUCGUGUUGAAGAAACAAUGGAGGAAGUUCACAGGCGUGAUCCUACUGAGGUUAUUCGUUUAGAAAUUAAAGCCGUCUUACGAAAUAAUGAAUCCCGUAAAUAUCAAUUAUCUCGUCUUCAUAUAUACCCUGAUAAUAUUGAAGUAUUGAUUAGUAAUUGAAAAUUAGUUACUGAAUUUAGACUAUUCCCAAGGACAUUAUUGC
Molecule: messenger RNA, 601 nt
Organism: Schistosoma intercalatum
Lineage: Eukaryota; Metazoa; Platyhelminthes; Trematoda; Strigeidida; Schistosomatidae
Source: the annotation of a GenBank genome assembly